Molecule: messenger RNA, 1468 nt
Organism: Brassica oleracea var. oleracea
Lineage: Eukaryota; Viridiplantae; Streptophyta; Magnoliopsida; Brassicales; Brassicaceae
Product: protein REVEILLE 7
Exons: 5
Coding region: 199-1206 (335 amino acids)
Molecular function (GO): DNA binding
Source: RefSeq, a predicted model, not a curated record
GUUCUCCUCAAAGUCGCCUUUCUAAUCUCUUCUUCUCUCAACUAUUAAUUUUUUUUUUUUUUUGCUUCACCUUCUCGGAGAUAAUCUUCCUGUUUCAAGGAGUUUGAUUUCCCCGGGGGAAAAAAAAAACAGAAUUAUUCACACUUUUUAUCUAUUAACUGUGCUGAGAUCUGAAGAAAGCUUGUCAGAUACUGUUACAUGGCUGCUCCGGAUCGAAGUGAGGAUGUAAGUAAUAACGUAGAGAAUGGAAGUUGUAAUUCAAAUGAAGGAACCACCAAUCAUGAAACCAGCAGUGAUCGGAUCGCGAACGCUGCUAAGGUUAGGAAGCCGUACACAGUAACUAAGCAGAGAGAGAAGUGGAGUGAGGCAGAGCAUGAGAGGUUCCUUGAAGCUAUAAAUCUUUAUGGUCGUGCUUGGCGUCAAAUCCAAGAACAUAUAGGUACGAAAACAGCUGUUCAGAUCAGAAGCCAUGCUCAAAAGUUUUUCUCCAAGGUGGCUCGUGAAGCUGACAGUGGUAGUGACGGCUCGGUUCAAACGGUUGUUAUCCCGCCUCCUCGUCCAAAGAGGAAACCAACACAUCCUUAUCCUCGGAAAUCGCCUGUUCCAUAUUCUCAGUCUCCUUCCUCAGCUAUGGAGAAAGGAACAAAAUCUCCAACUUCUGUGCUAUCACCAUUUGAUUCAGAUGAUCAGACCAAUCGAUGCUCCUCUCCUAACUCGUGUACCAGUGACAUGCAGUCCAUCGAUAAGAAGAAUGACUACGCAACAUCCAAGCAAUCUUGUAAAGAGGAUGAUGCUGUAACCGGUUCAAGACCCACCUCAAGCAUUAUGCUUUUUGGGAAGAUUGUCCUAGUGGGGGGUGAAUCUCACAGAACAUCUUCUUCCAGAGAGGACUCAGGUGUUGAUCAUAAAUCAAUGACGGGACAAGAUUCUAGGCACGUCGACACUGUUUUAUCUCUAGGGGUAUGGGAUACGUCCUGUACCGGUUCCAACGCGUUUGGCUCGGUUACAGAUGUUUCAGAGAACUUGGAGAAGAGUGCAGAAGCACGGAAACGGGUAACCUCGUUAGAAAAACAAGAACCCUGUUAUCGUCCAAAUGGGUUCAGACCGUACAAGAGAUGCUUAUCAGAAAGGGAAGUGACGUCAUCUUUGUCGUUGGUAGCUUCAGAAGAGGGGGGAAGCAGGAGAAGAGCACGUGUAUGCUCGUAGCCUUAAGUACACGCCAUCUUGUACAGUUGCUACAAACCACUUUUAGGAUUGAUACCGAUGGGUGGAAGGGCAUAUCAUUGUUGGGAGACUCGGAGGAGGCAAAUGCACUUGUGAUGAAGUUUCAUCCACUGUCUGACAUUUAAAAAAGACGGUUCCUUUUUUUUGCUUUAUAAACAAGUGUAUUUGUCUAAUCAACUGAUUGUAACUCUCUAUUCCAAGCUUAAGCAUCGUUUCAUGAAUAACAGUCAUUAGAUUUGUCAAA